GCCAGUGCGAAAUCCUUCCCAUUUUUUGAUAACGCGGACAAGCGAUUGACAUGCGAACAUCAUGACAGUCCUUUCGACCAUCAAUUGAAUUCCUGAUCAUGGCGAUGGUGGUGUUCCCGUGGAAUUUCCCCGCUGUGGAUCUUGUUGAUCGUCGGUCCUCUUGGAGUGAUUGAUUUCAAUUUUAUCCGAUUGAGUAUGCGGUUGUUCCUUCGUUACUCGUCCCCAUUGUCCGCCGGCCACCAGAAACUCUACAUUGAUUUGUCCGCGAUCUAAUCCGAAACAUUCCACCCAAACUAUCACCUCCUGAAAGGAAAAAAAUGAGCCUCACAAUCCCUCAUCGACCAUCCGAUGACACCGCUCGCUCGCUUUCGACGUCUAGUUCUUCCAAGACGAAUGGGUUACCCCGGUUAUCGCCUUCCCCGUCGAUCGUGCACAAACGAUCCGUGAGCAACUCCGGUGCCUCAGUGCGUACCUAUGAGCCAAACCUCGCCAGUCUUUCUGCAUUUAAACCACGAAAAUGUAAAUCUCAAUACCCUCAAGAUUCGUCCGAGCGCCAUGUCGAGUACAUCCUCGUUGCCUCCUUUCACAUUGACCGGGGUCCGAUCAUGGAACAUCAGUACCCGGCCGCCAUCAGCGGUGAUGAAAGUAUGUUGGCUGAGCUGAUGCUCCCGGAUCAAACUCACGUCCGGAGCCAAGAUUGGACAAUCUUUUUCUUGCACAAAGACUCCAAUGCCGAUCAGGAAGAUGACGACUCAGUGAAGGGAGAGAAAAAGAAGAAGAAAAAGAAGACAUCAGGCAGAUCCCGUGACGGCGACGGGACCGAUGACAGUGAGGAGGAUCAAGUCGUAUCUACUAAGGAAGAGGAGAGUAGUGAUGAAGAGGAAGAGGGUGGCGAGGGACCGCCGUUGAUGUAUGUGUUGAAUCUUGUAAAUACAAAGCAAGACCAUACAGUCAAAAGAGGUGCGGUUGUAAAAGCCAUGGCAAUAUGUACCCGUCACUCAUUCCUCCAUAUAUAUAAGCCUCUACUUCUUCUGGCUCUGGAAGACUAUUUCAAGAACCCAUAUCUGGAAACGCUAGCCUCGCUAUAUAAUGCCCUGAACGCCAUGGAUCUUUCUCUGCUGCCCAAGCUGUCGCUUUUAGAGAGACAGAUACUGCAGGGUAGUAACUGCAAGGAUAUGUUUAUCGAAAAGUUUGAGCAGAUGAUCCGUCAACGGAUAGAGGAGGAAGGCGGAUCUUUCGACACGGACUCCCCGCCCUCGCCGAAGAAGACAAUUAAGUACGCGCUUCCUCGGGAUACUCACGAGUUUGAGUCGAAGAUUGUUUACAACGACAUUCCUAUACCGGUCAAGGUCCCCACGGUGAUCUGGCCUGAGGUGGUGGGCGAUUUCUCUCUUAUCAAGCUCAUACAAAUCUUUUCCGUCUCUCAUAAUACCUCCCCUCAGCCGUUCCCAAUCCAUCCUCAUCUCACCACUAGUGGUCCCUAUACCCACCCAAUCAUCGUCCUUGUCAAUGCCAUGUUAACCCAGAAGCGGGUAGUGUUUUUGGGCCACAACCGUCCUUCGGGGGAGGUUGCGGAGGCGGUACUUGCCGCAUGCGCACUCGCGUCGGGCGGCAUCCUACGUGGAUUUACCAGACAUGCGUUUCCUUACACUGAUCUGACUAAGAUCGAUGAUCUUCUGAAGGUCCCUGGCUUCAUUGCUGGUGUGACUAAUCCCACCUUUGCCAACCAUCCCGAGUGGUGGGAUGUGCUUUGCGAUCUUCCCACAGGCAGAAUGAAAAUCAGCAGCCAUAUUGAGCCGGCGCCAAUUACAGAAGGACUGUUAUACUUUCAACAGCAAGCCUCAUUGAACCAUAUCCAUGCUUCGAACUUGAAUUCGGACCCCACUGGAGACAGUCUUUUUAUGGAAGAUAUUCAACGCAGCAUUACCAACCGCUACGGUGAAAACGCCAUUCGAGCCAAAUGGCGCGCCUACAUUUUGAAGUUCACACGUGUUGCUUCCGCCUUUGAAGAAACCGUGUACGGAGCAUCGAAUCUCUACAUCAUCGGGCCCAAUGAAGAGCUGUCUCCAGAAAGUCCCAGUGGGGUUCAGGCGGACCCAUUGGAUCCCACCACACUGCGAGGACAUGGCUAUGUCUGGCCCGACGAGAUAUCAAAACAACGCGAAUUAAUGGCAUCUGUCUCCCGUAUCGAAGGAUGGCGGACAACGCGAUCAUAUUACUCUUUCAUCCAAGAUAUCGCGGCCAUGUAUUAUCCGGCCAGGCCAAUCAUGAAACCCGACCUUCACCACCACCAUGAACGACUCCGGACCCUAAAGCUAUCUUCGCCUGAAGCGGGGGCUAUCUACAUCGCAUUUUCUUAUGCUGUCAAAGACUACGCUGGUAUUUGUCAGCUCCUUACGGUCACGCCGGAAAACCGGGCGGGCCUCUUCUACCUCAGCAUGGGUCUAUUCCACCCUGAUCAGACCGUCCGUGAGGCGACAGUCGACCUCUUGGAGCGGAUCAGCCAACACCCCGCUGGUCAGCACUUCUGGAACCAGCUGAACCGCUUCGCCAAACUGGCCUUCUUUCGCGUCAAGCGCGAACGAGACGCGCAGAGCCCGAUUUCCGGGCCGGAAAUGGGUUUCGGUGAACCCCGGAGUCUGAUUGGGGUUGCAAUGGGUGACGGGUCAAGAUGAAGUUAGUGGAUCUUGACCCUCUCCACCCCAGAUACAUCACGAUUACGACCGUUCUAUUUCUUUCUUAUUCUUUAUUGGAUAUGUUUAUUUGAUUCGCUUGGAUAUACCUAUUGACGAGCCCCAAGACUCACCGCAUUAGCAUCUGACGGAGGGUUAGGAUGAUAUUUGAUGGCUUACGCUUGCUUUCGUGUCG
This is a messenger RNA of Aspergillus alliaceus, 2868 nucleotides long. Its product is annotated as AFI1/MesA family protein. Gene Ontology annotation, biological process: actin cortical patch localization. The coding region runs from base 318 to 2675 and encodes 785 amino acids. The transcript has 4 exons. Gene Ontology annotation, cellular component: plasma membrane. The record is from RefSeq and is a predicted model, not a curated record. Lineage: Eukaryota; Fungi; Ascomycota; Eurotiomycetes; Eurotiales; Aspergillaceae.